Messenger RNA from Colletotrichum graminicola M1.001, 993 nucleotides. Its product is annotated as glycosyl transferase family 8. The transcript is spliced from 2 exons. Bases 1 to 993 code for a protein of 330 amino acids. Gene Ontology annotation, molecular function: glycosyltransferase activity. Lineage: Eukaryota; Fungi; Ascomycota; Sordariomycetes; Glomerellales; Glomerellaceae. The record is from RefSeq and is a predicted model, not a curated record.
AUGUCGGACGUCUGGACAACCCUCAUAACCAACCUCGACUACCUGCCCGGCCUACUCACCCUCAACUACUCCCUCGUCAGGUCCGGUUCGGCGUACCCCCUCGUCGCGCUCUACACCGACACCUUCCCGGCCAAGGGCCUCGCCGCCCUCGAGCGCCGCGGCAUCCCCGCGCAGCGCAUCGAGUACCUGCUCCCCACAAAAGGCCGCGACUACUCCAAUGACCCGCGUUUCUACGACUGCUGGAGCAAGCUUUCCCCCUUCUCUCUGACCCAGUACGCCCGCGUCGUCCAGCUCGACUCGGACAUGCUCGUUCUCCGCAACAUGGACGAGCUCAUGGACCUCCAGCUCGACGAUGGCGACUUCGCCGCCGACCAGACCCCCGGCGCCGCCAUCGGCGGCAGCCCCCGUUCCCCGACCCUCGACGACCUCGCCGUCAAGAACCCGAGCACCCGCGUCUUCGCCGCCGGCCACGCCUGCGUCUGCAACCCCCUCCACAAGCCGCACUACCCUCCCGAUUGGACCCCCGACAACUGCGCCUUCACGGCGCAGCACGCUAAUCCCCAUGCCGCCCAGCACACCGCUCCGGACCCCGUCUCCCAGUCCCCGCUGGGCUUCAUGAAUGGCGGCCUGCAGGUCGUCAACCCGUCCCGCCGGCUGUUCGAGCAGAUCGUUCGCCACAUGGAGCAAGGCGCCAUGGAUAUGGACUUUGCCGACCAGAGUCUGCUGUCGGACCUCUACCGCGGCCGCUGGGUCGCACUGCCCUACGUCUACAACGCGCUCAAGACAAUGCGCUGGCCUGGCGUGCACGACGCCGUCUGGCGCGACGCCGAGGUCAAGAACGUCCACUACAUCCUCGCCCCCAAGCCAUGGGACGAGAUCGACCCGCGGACGGGCGAGUGGACGGGCACCGACGAGUCGCACCGCUGGUGGGUCGACUACAACAGGGAGAGGAAGGCCAAGGAGGAGGCGAGGGGCAUCGAAGACGAGUUUUGA